Molecule: messenger RNA, 7794 nt
Organism: Ictalurus punctatus (channel catfish)
Lineage: Eukaryota; Metazoa; Chordata; Actinopteri; Siluriformes; Ictaluridae
Gene: prex1
Product: phosphatidylinositol-3,4,5-trisphosphate-dependent Rac exchange factor 1
Exons: 40
Coding region: 655-5505 (1616 amino acids)
Biological process (GO): intracellular signal transduction
Molecular function (GO): protein binding; guanyl-nucleotide exchange factor activity
Source: RefSeq, a predicted model, not a curated record
AUAAGAUUCCUCUAAAGGGAAAAACAAGACUGAAGAGCUCAGGGUGGUAGAUGGCACCUUUUUCCCCCCCUCAAGUGUAGCCUACUCAAUAACGGUCAAACAUUCAGUGAAGGAAGCGCUAGAGCCAGGUUGUUCGAGUAGUUUGAAAGAGAAAGUCGUAGUGUGUGUGUGUGUGUGUGUGUGUGGAGUGUGUUGUGAGUGCGAACAUGAGACGGGACUGAAGGAGCAGACGGUCUGGUCUCCUCAGAGACUGAUUUACUCCUCAGUGUAACUACAACAGCGUGUCACUUUCUGCCUCCAACACGGCGCGUUCACGAGCUCCUCAGUUCCUCACUUGUUUCUCUUCAGGACGCUGUUUAAUGAAGAAGACACGGUUCCCUCGUCUCGUCUCGUCUCUUUACCGGCUUUCAAACUGGAAAUAUGUUCUAGCGAAACGCGUUUGAACUUUCCUUAAAGUUUAUUUCAUCGACUAGGUAACGGUGAAGGCUUUCACAGGGCUGGUUGUCGUGGUGUGUGCGAUGCGCGGUGGAAUGGACUAGAACCACUAACACAACAACAACAACAACACAAGCACGACAACAUCCACGCCGCUCCGUUUGGCAGCGUCUUCGCAAGUGUGGCAUCGGGUUUUCGGGAGGAUUUUCUCCGGGGAACAUGGAGGAGGACAGCGCUCGGGAAAACGCCGAGCAGCCGAGGUGUAAAGACUCGGAGCGCCAGCUUCGCCUGCGGCUGUGUGUCCUGAACGAGCUGCUGAACACCGAGCGAGAUUAUGUGCGCACUCUCGCCUUCCUGCAGUCGGCCUUUCUCCAGAGGAUCAGACAGAUGGGAGAAAAUCAGCAAUGUCUGACACCGGAACAAGUCAAGAUCUUGUUCUCCAACAUUGAAGAGAUCUUGGAUGUACACCGGGAGUUUUUCUCAGCGAUGGAGGCCAGUCUGCAGCCCGAGCCUCAGCCUCAGCACGCGCUCGGCCACGUCUUCCUCCAGUUUAGAGACCGCUUCUCAGUGUAUGGAGAAUACUGUAGUAACCAUGAGAAAGCUCUCCGGCUGCUGAUGGAGCUCAAUAAGAUCCCCCACAUCCGCACCUUCUUACUGCACUGCAUGUUGCUGGGAGGGAAGAAGAGCACCGACGUUCCUCUGGAGUGUUACCUGCUCUCGCCAAUUCAGAGGAUCUGCAAGUACCCGCUCCUGCUCAAGGAGCUGCUGAAAAGGACUGCUAAGAAGCAUGCGGAUUACCCGGCCGUGGAGGAAGCUCUGCAGGCCAUGAAGGAAGUGUGCUCCAACAUCAACGAGACGAAGAGGCAGAUGGAGAAACUGGAGGCUCUCGAGCAGCUCCAAUCCCACAUAGAGGGCUGGGAGGGAACAAAUCUAACCGAUAUCUGUACUGAGCUGCUCCUCCAUGGCAAUCUGCUGAAGAUCUCAGCAGGAAACAUUCAGGAAAGGGUCUUCUUCCUGUUCGAUAACCUUCUCGUGUACUGCAAGAGGAAGUCCAGAGUUUCAGGGAAGAAGUCCACCAAGAGGACGAAGUCUAUCAACGGCCCGCUGUACGUCUUCCGUGGCCGAAUCAACACGGAAGUGAUGGAGGUGGAAAAUGUUGAAGAUGGAACCGCUGAUUAUCAUAGCAACAACUACACUGUGACCAACGGCUGGAAGAUUCACAACACGGCCAAAAACAAGUGGUUUGUGUGCAUGGCCAAGAAUGCAGAAGACAAACAAAAAUGGCUGGAUGCCAUUUUAAAGGAGCGUGAACAGCGAGAGAGUCUCAAACUGGGAAUGGAGCGAGAUGCUUACGUUAUGAUCGCAGAGAAAGGAGAGAAGCUCUACCACAUGAUGAUGACCAAGAGCCGCCAUCUGAUCAAAGAUCGCCGGAGGAAGCUCACCAUCGUGCCCAAGUGCUUCCUGGGAAAUGAGUUUGUCGCCUGGCUGUUAGAGAGUGGAGAAAUCAGUAAACCAGAGGAAGGGAUCAAUUUGGGCCAAGCACUGCUGGAGAACGGUCUCAUCCACCACGUUUCAGAUAAACACCAGUUUAAGAACGAGCAGGUACUGUAUCGGUUCCGUUACGAUGACGGCACUUACAAAGCCAGGAGCGAAAUGGAGGAUAUCGUAUCCAAGGGUGUGAGACUGUACUGUCGUCUCCACAGCAUGUUCAUACCUGUGAUUAAAGACAGAGACCACCACCUGAAGACGUUUAAAUCAGUGUUACCAGCUAGUAAACUGGUGGACUGGCUUGUCUCACAGGGAGACUGUUCUACCCGCGAGGAUGCCGUCACACUCGGGGUCGGCCUGUGCAACAACGGCUUCAUGCACCACGUCCUGGAAAAGAGCGAGUUCAAGGACGAAUCGCAGUUCUUCCGUUUCCACGCUGAUGAGGAGACUGAGGGCACGGGCACUAAAACCAAGCAGCUUCGCAACGACUUUAAGCUCAUCGAGAACAUCAUGGCUAAGUCCCUAGUGAUUCAUCCCGAGGAGGAAGACUAUGGAUUUGAGAUUGAGGAGAAGAACAAGGCCAUCAUGGUGAAGAGUGUAACCAGGGGUUCCCAUGCUGAGAUGGUGGGGUUGCAGGCAGGAAGAAAGAUCUAUUCCAUUAAUGAAGACCUGGUGUUUCUGAGGCCCUUCUCUGAGGUGGAGAUGAUGAUCAACCAGUCUUUCUGUAUACGCCGCUCUCUCAGGCUACUGGUUUCCACCAAAAACAAAGAGCUUGUGAAGAUUCCAGACUGUCAAGACGGCCUGUCAUUCAAACUGCGUGGAUCCUGUCCUCCAUAUGUUCAUGCUGUAAAGAAAGGGUCAGAGGCCGCAGCAGCAGGCCUGCAGCCCGGCCAGUGUGUGCUCAAAGUGAACGGCGCCAACAUGAGCCAGAGCAGUUACGAGGAGGUGCUGGAGCACUUCAGCAGCUAUCGGCCCGAACAGUAUGAGAAGGAGCAGGGUUGCAGUCAGUGGGUGUACCGUGUGUAUGAUGACAUGGAUGAACAGGCAUUCAGCUCGUGCCUCUCGGAGAAUGGUUCAGAUGCAGAGGAAAACAGAUGUGCUAAUGGAACAGUCAGCGGUCUGCAACAUUUGUCCCUGUCUGGAGAUGGUCCACUGGUUAAUGUGAUGGUGGAUAAUGUUCACCUGGAACAUGGUGUUGUAUAUGAGUACGUGAGCUCAGCUGGGAUCAAGCACCAUGUUCUGGAGAAGAUGGUGGAGCCAAAGGGCUGCUUCAGCCUUACAGCAAAGAUAUUGGAAGCCUUUUCUAAAGACGACAACCAUUUUGUGACGAGCUGCAGUCAGCUGAUCGCUCAGAGCGAGCGUGUCGUAUCGAUGCCACAGUAUGAGUUCAGAAAUAUCUGCGACACCAAACUGGAGAGUAUACGCAAACGUAUCUGCAGAUACCAACAGUUUGCAGACGAGCUGCAGAAUAAGGGCUCGCCCAUGUUUAAGCAGGCUAGCAGUAAACCUCACAUCCUGGGCUGCAUGGAUUUUGUCCCCACCAAUUGCCACCUGAACCUGAUGCAGGUUUCAUGCCCCAAGAGCACCACAUCAGCCGGCCGUGCCUUCAGCAUCCGCUUCGGGCGCAAGAAUUCCUUUUUUGGCCUUGACCCAGACCAAGCCAAUCUGAACCCCAUGUCCCACACGGUCCACUGUGUGACCAGCAUGGCAGCCCCAUCCUGGAGCUGCAUGGGCCUGGAUGACGAGGAGAUGGAGGGAAUAGAUGGAGGCAUUGAGGCAUGCAGGAGGCACACGCAAGGUGAAGGAGGCCUUAGUUUUCUCCUCAAGCAGGAGGACACCGAGAGCCAGGACAACUACAUCUGCCUUUAUAACCGGCUGGACAUCGCGGUCAGGGAGAUGAAGCUCUACGUGGCUCAAAUUGAUGUGCUCCUGUCCUCCAUCACCGGUCCCAUCCAACCUCAGAGCUCUGAGCCUCCUUCCUACGACAAUGUGCCGUCUACUUCUCCUGGGCAUGAGGAGGCCAUUCAGGGCAAAAGAGUGUGCUUCAAAGUGAAUGAGGAUGAUCAGGAGGAUUCUGGACACGACACCAUGAGCUACAGAGACUCUUACAGUGAGUGCAACAGUAACCGAGACUCUGUGCUGUCCUACACGAGUGUACGAAGCAACAGCUCUUAUCUAGGGAGUGACGAGAUGGGCUCAGGAGAUGAGCUGCCAUGUGACAUGCAGAUUCCCCUGGACAAACAGGACAAACUACAUGGGUGUCUGGAGCAUCUGUUUAAUCAAGUCGACUCCAUCAACAGCCUCCUGAAAGGACCGGUCAUGAGCAAAGCAUGUGAGGAAACCAAGCAUUUCCACCCUGACCACACUCAGCCAGAAUUCCGCCACGCAGACGACUGGACAGCACGAUGCAGAUACAUCCUACACAAAAACAUCCAGGAGGACCCUUGGAACCUGCCCAGCUCCAUCAAAAACCUAGUGGACAGUCUGCAUCGCUUCGUAGAGGAUGGGAGGAAUCAGCUCUUGCUGGCCUUGCUGAAGUGCACAGACACGGAGCUGCAGUUACGACGGGAUGCAAUCUUCUGCCAGGCCCUCGUGGGUGCGCUGUGCACACUAGCCGAACAACUGGUCUGGGCGCUCAACCUUCGCUACAACAACAAUGGUGAAUAUGAAGACGACUGCAAGGAGGUCAGCCACAAAUGGCUGGAGCAGAUCUCGGCAAUCGGAGUGCUCUUUAACUUCCAGUCCACUCUCUCGCCGCACGUGAGAGAGGAGCGCAUCAUGCUGGAAGACACAAAAGCAGCUCUGCAGGAUCUGGAUAAAGUCACCGUGCUCUUCCGACCAUUGGAGAAUGAAUGCCUUGUUGCAAACACGCCAGUGCAUUAUCAGGUGGAAGGCAGUCGGCAGGCAAUCCGUGUCACGCUUUACCUGGACAGCUGUCAUUUCAGCGAGCUUCCUACACGUCUGCAGAAUGGAGGCAGCCUCAAGCUGCACUCGGCUCUUUUCACCAGAGCAUUGGAGAGGCCGGAAGGAGUGGCAGCUCAGGACUUUGUUGCCAUGGAGGAGUUUCAGCAGCGGAUCAACGCUGUGUCACUUGAAAAAGUCAAGUUUUAUUACCGGAGACUCAGGGCUUUCUAUUUAGAGAAAUCCAACUUAUCCACCGGCUCAAAUUCCACCGCCAUGAAAAUAGAUCAUCUGCUUCGACCUCUCAACACCCUGGACGACCUGUGCAGGCUCAUGCAGACAUACAUGAACGUGAAGCCGAGUGCGGCGGGCCACCCAUCUGGAGUCAGCGUGCUGCUUGUGUCCUCAGAGCUGUGCAGCCGCCUGGGGGCUUGCAACAUCAGCAUGUGUGCUACUGGCAUGCAGAGGUGCACACUGACUGUCUCCCUGGAGCAGGCCAUGAACCUGGCCAGGAACCACGGCCUCAUUCCCCGUUGCUUCAUGCAGACUAUGGACAUUAUGCGCAAACAGGGCACCAGAGUAGAAAUCUCUGCCAAAAACCUCAAAGUGAUGGACCAGAUGCCUGCUUUCGCACCAAGACUCUUCAAGCUGUGUCUCCCACCUUCCGAUGGCGAUCUCUGAGUCUCUCACCGCAGCCUCUUGACCGUUCACUUGAAAUAUUAAACGAAAGACUUGUGACUUUGUGACAGUGAGACUUCUUAAAGAGGUCACUUUGCCUUCGCCAGACGUUUCCGUUGUACCACACCUCGGCUCUGAGAGGAUUUUUUUUUACAGGAGGCUGACUGAGGCUAACACAUCAGCCUGCAUGGAAAUAGUCUAGUCACAAUUCCAUCCUUGGCUAGCAGCAACUACUCUCACUGCUCCAGCACAGACUUCUCCUCUCAAUGUACUUGGAUUUUGCCACUGAUCGGUGCCGUUCCUAAGACUAUGUUUUUUUUUUUGUUUGUUUUUUUUUGUUUUGUUUUUUUUAACCGAGUUACUAAACUACCUGUAACAGACUGUGUUCCUCUCUUUGCCGUGGACUGCAGCGUUGGUGAGCUAACCUGUUCCGUCUCUAGCUGGCGAGGCUAACAUCUCUUCCACUGCCUCAGACAUGUGGUGAUUAUGUGCAAUUACUGUAGCUUAGCAUGUGCAUUCCUGCACUGUUCCUUUCCGAGAGGAUUCUUCAAAAGGAGUAUUUUUAUUUUCCUUACAUCAGGUCUUAUAAAUUACUGAAAGCAUUCCAGUCUAACCACCUGACAGUAUUAUAUGGACCAAGCUGACACGGUUUUAGUUUAUAUAUAUAUAUAUAUAUAUAUAUAUAUAUAUAUAUAUAUAUAUAUAUAUAUAUACAUAUAUAUAAAUGCUUUAUUUUAUUUUAUGUUAUAGUUUUUGUCAGAGUUCCAUAAUGUAUCUGGGAAGGAAGUUCAUCUUAGGUGAGAAAGCUAAAUAAAGUUAAACAGUUGUCAUCUAUUGAUACUAAAUGCUCAAGAUUUUUAAUCAGAUCAGAGAAAGUGAAGAUAUUUCAUUGUUUGUGUCUGGUUUUGGCACUUUUUAAUCUCUGGGUGUUACAGUGUACAGAACUAUUCUAGAGCAUAGCAUGAGUGUUUUGAGAAGCACAAUAAAAAAAGCUCAAAUUAUUCAACAGUGUUUGCUAAAUACUGUACAAAACAAAGGGAUCAUUGAAGGAUGCUUAAAUAUAGUGAAAACUAUUUUAUUGAAUUUCCUUUCUCUCACUCUGUGUGUGUGUGUGUGUGUGUGUGUGUGUGUGUGUGUGUGUGUGUAUAUAUAUAUAUAUAUAUAUAUAUAUAUAUAUAUAUAUAUAUAUAUAUAUAUAUAUAUAUAUAUAUAUAUAUAAAACAGGUCCUCUAAUGCUAUAAUUUAAAUUGAAUUAUUAAUGUUAACAAUAUGAAACUGUACAUCUUUGUAUACAUGCUGUAUAUGUGAAUAGCAGUCCUUGUUGUGUAUUUCCACUUACAUUGUUUUCAGUAUUUAAAUUUCUAACCAUGCCCAUGUGGUCAGUAGAGAUUUACAGACAAUUUGAAAAAUGUACCAGAGCCGGGCUUCUUGUCCGCGGGGAAAAUCUAACAUUAAUCUAACAUUUUGUUUCCUCAAAGCAAGCUCAGCUGUUAUUUAUUGAUUAGCCUAUGAUGAACUGAGCAUAGGCUUUUUUUUUAUUAUUUCAAAAUCAAUAACUAAUGCAUAAAUAUACUGAAUUUAAUAUAUACUUACAGAACGGUAUGCAUAAGAUGUUUUAAAUCAUAUUUGAUUUUAUGGAAUGCCACCUUCCCCCACAACAUGAACAUACUGCAGAUAUGAUUAUAUGUCUUUGUUUUGUCACAUAGCCGACAAAACACCGUGACAGAGGUUGUGUUCGGUGUUAUGCAGUGCUGUGUUUUUGACAUUCACGGUGCCUUUCGGAUAGGAAAAGAAUUGUGUGUCUAGUUUGAAAAUACCUGAUAUGUAUAGCUAUGUGCAGCACAUCGUUAGUUGGAACUGGAAUAGAGUUUACCACAGAGUGAGAUGAUUACGUCUAUUUCAGGCUGAGCUUGCUUUGGAGAAACCAGAUUAGCAUGAUGUAACAUUACGUUUUUGCGUAUAUAAGUGUUGUCCAGCCCCAGAUGGAUUUUCCUGCAUCAUCCUAUGUUUGGAAUUAGCUGAUACAUGUGUAAGAAACACAGAAAGGUUCAUGUGUGUUAGUCCUAAGGCUUGGAAUGGGAAUCUCUUGGUCAGUAAAAAAAAAAAAAAAGAAGAAGAGAAAACGCCUUGUAUACAAUAAGCUUAAGUAUAUAAUGGUGAUGCUCUUUAACUUGUAAUAUCUGUGGAUGUUUGAAUGUACUGAAGAGUUGUUUUUUUUUUUUUUUAAAUCAAUGUGAUUAUCACAAUGUCCGCUCAUUAACAGUCUAUUAAAAUCUGACAGGUUUGAAGUAA